AUGUCUCGCCGCAAACAAGCCUGUCCUCAACAUAAAGCCGCCAAUGAUUACGACGACCUGUUAGUCCAGUCCGACCAUCAGCAAGUUUCUCCGUCUGAAUGUGUGUCCGAAACGGUUGAUCUCACGCCUGAGGCUGAACUGACUUCUAGGCCACUAUCCAGUGACCCAACAGAGUCUCCCUCACCUGAAGACAGGAGGAGUCAUCAAAACAGGAGCGUCGAGUCGGCAAACGAUCGCAACGAACGAAGCGGUGGACAUCAAGUGAACGGCGAUCGGCACUCGGAAGAUGAACUUUCCGAUGAAUGCAGACAACAAUCACACGGCUCUCUCAACUCUCCCGAACAUUCGGGUAUACCGAAUGCUACCACAUUGAGCACUGGUAGCAAACUGCUGGGCAAUGGCAUUGGUGGUAGUGGUAUAGUCAAGUACAGCAAGACUGGCAAUGUUUACCACUGCAAGUCAUGCAAUUAUGCCACCGAUAAAAAGGCACUUCUGUUAAAGCAUAUCAAGUCAUCGCAUCCGACAGUAGUACAGACACUACAAUCCAGCGGACAGUUGUCGUCGACGACAGUACCACCAGUUGUUGUUACACACAAUAACAAAAUGCAUACAACGAUGACUACGACCACUGAUGAAAGCGACGACACCAACGAUUAUCAUCAGUCAUCCGCACCACAGGACAGAUACUGUAGUAAUUGUGACAUACAGUUCAACUCAUUUAAAACAUAUAAAGUUCACAAAGAGCUAUACUGUGGUGGACGGCAUAACACGAAAUAUCCGUCGCCGGUAUCGAUGGCCAACUCGACUACACCGUUGGUCACAACUACAACACCGACACGCAAACGAUCUCAUAAUAGCGAGACCGACACUUUCAAUGGCAGUCCUAUUGCCGCUGCAGUGCAAAGACAUUUGGCUAAUAGUAGCCAAUCGAUGCCUAACUUUCCAAAUAUGAUUUUCCCUAAUAAUAUGCCAUUCAUAAUGCCAUCGCUGGCGAAUGCGGCGGCGGCGGCGUCUGGCGCUAUGAAUAAUACAAAUGCGGCCUCACUUCUAAGUCAACCGGUCUAUAUCGCCAUUUCCACGAAUCCAAUGAUAUUAGUUCCCUGUUCGUACAAUCCCACUGCCGGUGGCCUCAGUUUACCGAAUCUGACACAAAUGGGAUCGCCAUUUACAGUAUCGCCCGAAAUGCUAUCUCAACAAAAUUUUCUGUCGACUUUAAAUAAUAAUAAUAACAAUAAUAUUAGUAAUAAUAUAAUAACGGGAAAUACGAGUCCAACAGAAGCCCAUAACAGUAAAAGUCGUUUAGCAAAGUCUGUCACAUCACCCGUCAAAUCAAAUGCCAAUCAAAUUGCUGAUGAAUUCCCGUUAGAUUUGAGCUCAAAGCCUAACAAAUUGAUGAAAACGGCUGACACUAACAAUAAUAAGAGAGUUAAACAGCAAAACAAGUUAACGGAUGUUAACGACUCAAUGGACGAAUGCAACACUCGGUCCACUUGUUCACCGCCAGUGGCCAUACAUAGCUCAACACCGUUGGUGGCUCCGGUACCGGUGGAUGUCUAUGUAAAACAAGGAAAAAGUCGAUGCAAUGAAUGUAAUAUUGUUUUCUAUAAACACGAAAACUAUUUGGUCCACAAACAGCUGUAUUGCGCUUCAAGAAGAAUGGAUGUCAACAGCAGUUCACCGGAACAUAAUGCCGAAGAAUUGCGUCACAAUAGUUCACCCGAACUGAACGCUGACCAGAAAGUGACGACACAAACUACUGGCAGCGCAUCGCCGGCCCGAUCGACAACAACAUCGUCGCCAAUACCUUCGCCAUCAAACCCUCAGCCGCCAGUAUUUCAAUUUUAUUGUGUGGCCUGCGGUAUAAAGUUUACAUCGCUGGACAACCUUCACGCCCAUCAAACGUAUUACUGUUUGAAGAGGACUUUGAUUAGUGCCGGAGCCGUCAACAGUAACGACACUCAGUUAAGCGACAAUUCGACCACUGAUUAUGUAAUACCUGGUAAUGAUAUGCUUAUUGAAUACCACUGCACCAAAUGUAAGGCCACUUAUAUUAAUGAGGAGACACUGGCCACACAUGUCUGCUCUGAACUGAAUUUACAUAACAACUCUCAUUCUUUACCAAAACACACAACCAGUUCGGGAACGGGCAGUAACCUAACGAUGCAAUGUUUCAAAUGUACAAUUUGUGGAUAUAAGGGACACACCUUACGCGGUAUGCGAACCCAUGUACGCAUACAUCAGGAAAAACUGCACGGGGUUUCCGAAGAGUCUUUCAUUACAUGCAUAGAUGAGGACAUACCUAAUAGAAGUGGUCGAUCGGGUGGUUCUCGGCGACGGCGAAGUGUCGAUCCGAGCAAUAAUAAUAAUAAUAACAACAAUAAUAUUAAUAAUAUCAAUAAUAAUAGUUCGGCAUCUCUUCAAAAUCAGUCGCAGGCGAGCAAUGCAUCGGUGGCCUCGAGUACUGACACCAGACUAAGUGAAACUGAAGAAAACAAUUGUACGGACAGUGAGAUGAAAGUGGAGCUCAAGAACGGCGACAAAUCGGUGUUGAGUCAGAACGAUAUGACACAUAACUGCAAGUUCUGCUACUAUUCGUCUACUUAUAAGGGAAAUGUUGUCAGACAUGUCAAACUGGUCCACAAAGAUUUGGUACAUUCGCCGCCAUCGCAGUCAUCGCAGUCGUUUGCGACGGACAGAGUCAAGAAGGAGUUUACCGACAAUGAAGAGAAUAGCCAUCAGUCGGGUCUUUCCAGUGAUCAUCACAGCGACGAACUAUCGGAGGAUACACUAAAGCCGAUUGCAUUGAUCAAUAAGUCGGUGCCAAACAAUGUGAAGAAGUCCGGGUCGCCGUUGAACAACAUCUUAGUUAACUCGCAGUCAAUACCAUUGUUGACGAGUGCGGCCACCAAUCAGGCAUUGGUCAACAGUAACAGCACCACCACCGCCAACAACAACAACAAUAGUACCGCCACUACCAAUGGCAUCAAGAAGAUAGGGGCCAAAUACUGUCGAUCGUGUGAUAUAUCUUUCAACUAUUUGGCCUCAUUUAUAGCACACAAGAAGUAUUACUGUUCAUCACAUAAUACCAUACAAGCAAACGACUCCUCACAAGUAGCUCUCAAUUAAUUAAAUUAAUAAAUUAAUUAUAAAAAUUUCAUUCAUUCAUUAAAAAUAAGAA
Messenger RNA from Oppia nitens, 3178 nucleotides. It is a transcript of the gene ush, whose product is annotated as zinc finger protein ush-like. Gene Ontology annotation, biological process: negative regulation of transcription by RNA polymerase II; heart development; positive regulation of transcription by RNA polymerase II. Gene Ontology annotation, cellular component: nucleus. The transcript has 4 exons. Gene Ontology annotation, molecular function: RNA polymerase II-specific DNA-binding transcription factor binding. The record is from RefSeq and is a predicted model, not a curated record. The coding region runs from base 1 to 3126 and encodes 1041 amino acids. NCBI's taxonomy places the organism in Eukaryota, Metazoa, Arthropoda, Arachnida, Sarcoptiformes, Oppiidae.